Penicillium roqueforti is the source of this 606-nucleotide messenger RNA. Its product is annotated as 40S ribosomal protein eS8. The coding region runs from base 1 to 606 and encodes 201 amino acids. The record is from RefSeq and is a predicted model, not a curated record. Gene Ontology annotation, cellular component: ribosome; cytosolic small ribosomal subunit. Gene Ontology annotation, molecular function: structural constituent of ribosome. The transcript has 2 exons. NCBI's taxonomy places the organism in Eukaryota, Fungi, Ascomycota, Eurotiomycetes, Eurotiales, Aspergillaceae. Gene Ontology annotation, biological process: translation; maturation of SSU-rRNA from tricistronic rRNA transcript (SSU-rRNA, 5.8S rRNA, LSU-rRNA).
AUGGGUAUUUCUCGGGAUUCUCGCCACAAGCGCAGCGCCACCGGUGCCAAGCGCGCUUUCUACCGCAAGAAGAGAGCUUUCGAGAAGGGUCGUCAGCCCGCCAACACCCGUAUUGGCACCAAGCGCAUCCACCUUGUCCGCACCCGUGGUGGCAACCAGAAGUUCCGUGGUCUCCGUCUCGAGUCUGGUAACUUCUCGUGGGGCUCCGAGGGUGUCUCCCGCAAGACCCGUAUCAUUGGAGUGUCCUUCCACCCCUCCAACAACGAGCUGGUCCGCACAAACACCCUGACCAAGUCGGCCGUUGUCCAGAUUGACGCUGCCCCCUUCCGUCAGUGGUACGAGGCCCACUACGGCCAGCCCAUCGGCCGUAGACGCCAGCAGAAGGCUGAUGCUACUGAGGAGGAGAAGAAGUCCGCCUCCGUCGCCAAGAAGCAGGCUGCCCGCUUCGCUGACUCCGGUAAGACCGAGUCUGCUAUCGAGCGCCAGUUCGAGUCCGGUCGUCUGUUCGCCGUUGUUGCCUCGCGCCCCGGCCAGUCCGGCCGCUGCGACGGUUACAUUUUGGAGGGUGAGGAGCUUGCUUUCUACCAGAAGGCUAUCCGCAAGUAA